Molecule: messenger RNA, 1355 nt
Organism: Schistosoma spindalis
Lineage: Eukaryota; Metazoa; Platyhelminthes; Trematoda; Strigeidida; Schistosomatidae
Source: the annotation of a GenBank genome assembly
UUUAGAACUAGAAUGGUUUAUUUGUGCAAUAUUGUAUUCGUGAGUUGUUAUAAAUGUGUCAUGGUAUAAGGCGAUCAAAGAUGGAAGGGAAGACCAAAGGUCGCGUUUUUUUUAAACAACAGUUAUACAGUAAAUAAUGGUAAUUGCACAAGUUAUGGAGAUUGUCGAAAAUGUGAAUAAUAACAGAAAAUAACUGCGAAACAAGUCCAGCUAACUACCCUCGCUGGCAUCUUUUUAUAAUUUCUGUUGUUGUUAGGAUAACAUCUAGGAUAAUUAUCAUCUUAAGAUGUGUGUUACUUCCGUAUCUGGAAUUCGGAGCUAUCAAACUUUCUUAUUAGAAAACUAGCUACUCACAAUGGCGAUUCUUGAUGGUUUAUCUAAAUUCAUUACGGCCGUGUCAUAUGCACUGAUUUUGGUCGCUUCAGUAAUACUUAUAAGUAUUGGGGGGAGCAUACUUGUAAUUGCUGCGCGUUACAAACACGCUGUGACUGUAACAAACUUACAAUUUCCUGGUUAUAUUGUGUCUGGCACAGGUUUAUUGCUUCUGUGUGCUGGAGUGAUUGGUUUCAUAGCUUGCAUCAAACAUAAUAGCUGUCUACAUGUAUUGUUUUGCGCAUUGUUGCUCACCGUUUUACUAUGUAAACUGGCUGUUAUAAUCGUUUCUAUAUUUUACUGGCCAAAAGUUAGAGAACAAAUAAGUGAAAUACUUUACGAAGAUCUGAGGAUGUAUAAUAAAGUUGCUGAAGUUCGACAGAUUGUUGAUUUUAUCCAGUCAAACUUUGAGUGUUGCGGAGUGGAAAAUCGAUCGGAUUGGAAAUUUUACAAUUAUAGCAGUUAUCCUCAAAGUUGUUGUAAAAAUCAUCAGUUAGAAGGAUCUUUUAGCGAUAAAGAAUGCAUCUAUUAUCAGUAUAGCUGCCUCAAUUUCUUGGAACGUGAAGUUAAAAGAUAUUUGGGUUAUAUCAUUGGAUCCGCAUGUACCUUUUUCUUGUUGCUGCUUAUCGGUUUGCACAGCAUGUGCGUUGUGAUUUGUCGGUCUCAAUCGAUCCAUCGUUGGCAUAAUGAGGGUUAUAUUAGUAUAUAAUCUAUCGUGAUUAAGUUUAUGGUUAAUUUUGGGUACCGAAGUGUUUUGUAUUUCUACAAAGAAGGUAUAUUGGACUCGUAAUGCUCCAUACCUAAGCUAAAUAUCCUGCUUCUUUGCACAUAGAUCAUUCGUUGAUUUCAUUGACAGAGACUAUUCAGGAGGAUUGUUGUACGCUUAUUCAUUUUAUUGUUUAUAAUUCUCGAUCUAUCUAAUCAUCAAUUACAUUAAAUUAUUAAAUAAACUAAAAAAUUUUACUAUGAUAUAACGGGGUUAU